AUGGCAUACGUAUUUCGCGCUAUCGAUAACUUCCGAAAUGGUGUUUCGAAACAAACAUGUUCACGAGGCCCACUAACACAAAACGAGAUGAUCAAAGCCGAAAGUUAUUUGUAUCGUGUAGCGCAAAACAGCAAAUUUUCCGACGAGAUUGCAAUCCUGGCGUCGAACAAUGUUCCUGAUAAACCGAAGCAACAAAUCCGUAAGAGCAGCCCCUUAUUCCAUCUCUGUCCGUAUCUCGAUAGCAAUGGGCUAUUACGAGUUAGAGGGCGAACAAAAGCUUGCGAGUUCAUCGAUUUUCAUACAGCCAAUCCAAUCAUCCUUCCUCGCGAUCACUAUCUGACCAAGCUAGUAGUUGCGAGCAUUCAUGAGGAAUAUAAACAUCAAAAUCAUGAAACGACGAUGAAUGAGAUCCGACAGCGCUUUUACAUUUCCCGUUUAAAAUCGGUGUACCGAUCGAUGCGAAAUGAUUGUCAGCGUUGCAAAAUUGAUCGAGCUUCCCCUCAACCCCCACUGAUGAGUGAUUUGCCGGUAGCAAGACUUGCUGCAUUUAGUCGUCCGUUUACACAUAUGGGUGUGGACUAUUCCGGUCCAAUGCUGGUGUUAGUUGGACGGCGAACCGAAAAACGUUGGGGAGUACUGGCAACGUGCCUUACAACCCGCGCCAUCCAUUUGGAAGUUGCCUGUUCGCUGACGACCGACUCGUGCAUUCUAUCUAUCCGCAACAUCAUGGCUCGCAGAGGAACUCCAUCGGCUAUUUAUAGUGAUAGAGGAACAAAUUUUCAAGGAGCCAGCAAAGACCUGAAAGAAGCGAUGAAGAAACUGGACCAAGAUAAGUUGACGGCCGAAUUCACCACUCCAAGAACCCAAUGGAGAUUCAUCACACCAGCCUCUCCUCAUAUGGGAGGAGCCUGGGAAAGGCUAGUGAGAACAGUCAAACAGAACUUAAUGAAGUUGAAGACUAACAGGUUACCCACAGAUGAGGUGUUACGAAACUUAUUUAUCGAAGUCGAAAACAUAGUCAAUUCACGACCUCUUACAGCAAUCCCACUGGAUGAUGAUGAAUCUCCAGUAUUAACUCCAAAUCACUUUUUAAUUGGAUCUUCAAACGGCUUGCGAUCCUGGGUCCCCUUCGAUGACAAUCCAUCCUCGUUAAAACAGAACUGGCGACUUUCUCAAGAAAUAGCUAAUGCGUUUUGGAAAUCAUGGCUUCGUGACUACCUUCCUGAAUUGACAAGAAGAACUAAAUGGUUCACUGAAACCAAACCACUGGAAGUCAAUGACAUCGUAGUGAUUUCUGAUAAUAAUCUUCCGCGCAACUGUUGGCCCAAGGGACGAAUAAUUUCAACGAAGGUAGCAGCUGACGGUCAAGUCAGACAGGCAACAGUUCAAACCAGCACAGGAAUAUAUGAGAGACCCGCAGUUAAACUUGCAGUUAUCGACGUACGCGUAGGAAGUAAUACGUCUCCGUAA
Messenger RNA from Toxorhynchites rutilus septentrionalis, 1470 nucleotides. RefSeq lists its product as uncharacterized. Bases 1 to 1470 code for a protein of 489 amino acids. The transcript has a single exon. The record is from RefSeq and is a predicted model, not a curated record. Lineage: Eukaryota; Metazoa; Arthropoda; Insecta; Diptera; Culicidae. Gene Ontology annotation, biological process: DNA integration. Gene Ontology annotation, molecular function: nucleic acid binding.